This is a messenger RNA of Spodoptera litura, 7348 nucleotides long. RefSeq names its product gamma-soluble NSF attachment protein. Gene Ontology annotation, cellular component: vacuolar membrane; SNARE complex. Gene Ontology annotation, molecular function: soluble NSF attachment protein activity; syntaxin binding. NCBI's taxonomy places the organism in Eukaryota, Metazoa, Arthropoda, Insecta, Lepidoptera, Noctuidae. The record is from RefSeq and is a predicted model, not a curated record. Gene Ontology annotation, biological process: intracellular protein transport.
GUUUAUAAAGAUGGUAGCGUGAGUUUGCUGCAGCUCUGCUCUAUUGAUUUUCCACUAUCUGAGUGCAUAAUACAACUUUUCAAUUUAAUUGCUUUGAAAAAAAAAUCUUAAAGCUCCCCCAAAAUGUCUGUGAAAGUGUUUGAAGCCAGAGAACACUGUAAAGCUGCAGAGAAAUUCCUGAAGACUACCCUUCUCCGUUGGAAGCCGGACUACGAUUCGGCAGCCGAUGAAUACAGCCAAGCAGCUCAGUGCUAUCGUAUUGCUCGAGAUGCUGCCAACUCCAAGGAUUGCCACCUGAAAGCUUCGGAGUGCUACAAGAAGAACAACGCGUUCUUCCACGCUGCUAAGGCCCUGGAAAACGCUAUCCUGGUCUGCAAAGAUACCGCAACUCCUCAGGAGGUGCAUAGAUUGGCGUUGGAGUCAGGGGAGCUGUACCAACAGCACGGUUCGGGUGACAGUGCUGCCUCCGUACUCGGGAAGUCGGCCAAAAUUAUCGAAGAAGCGUCGCCUGAACUAGCAGUAGAGCUGUUCCAAAUGGCCGCUGACGCCUCUGCUACGGAGAGCAGUCAGCACCAGGGUUCCGAGUACAUCAGCAAAGCGUCCCGCCUCCUCGUCAAACUACAACGCUAUGACCAGGCUGUGGACAGUCUGCGGCGGGAGAUCGGCUUUCACCAAGAGGCAGGAAAUAUGGGAGCUAUUGGAAGACUCACCGUUGCUAUUGUCCUCGUCCAACUCGCCAGGGGAGAUGCUGUCGCUGCCGAAAAGGCUUACAAGGAAUGGGGCAGCAACUGCGAGGUGGCUGAGAUGCAAACAUUGGAACAAAUACUCCAAGCCUAUGAUGAAGAAGACAGAGAGUCAGCGAAGCGUGCGUUGGCCAGUCCCUUCAUCCGUAAUAUGGACGUGGAGUACGCUAGAUUGGCGGCCAUGGUUCCAUUGCCAGAAGCCAUGGAGCCGGCCCCCAGAGCCACCGUCGUUGAGAAUGCCGCCCCGUCUUAUGUUAGCCCCAACGCACACUCCACUACAACUGCGGAAAUAUGCCCAAAAGUUGAGGAGUCGCCAUACGCCCCGGUGACUUACGCUCCUAAGAAGCCAGCGGAGGAUGAAGAUGGGCUCUGCUAAGCUGCCAUCGUCACUUCGUAUUAUUUUGCAUGCCUACCCAAGUUGAUGGUGAUAGCGCGAUGAUAUUACAAUCUAAAAAAAGCGAUUUGGUCUAUAUUUUAAGGGAAACUGGCGAACCUCUGCCUAUAUAGUAUAAAACUGUAAAGAUUUAGGCUAUUCUGAGUUGUCUAAACUACAAACUAGCCUGUAUCUUUUUUCUUGACUCCAAGGUGAGAAACCCUCAUGAAGCCCCCUCACCUUGGGCAAAUGGAAGGGACUGUCAGAGUCUUUCUGACUGAAACCCACCCCGGUGUCCCGUCUCACACCUGGGUACGAGGGUGCGGGUUCUUCCGCGGCCCCCGAACUCGUGGCGGCCUGCGCGUACACACAACACGCGCCUUUGAAACCGUCUCGGGUCCUUUGAUACUAGGUGACGGAGACUUUCACCACCGUCCCCGGACCCAUUUAGGGGGGGUCGAAAGAGAGCGAUUCUGCUCUUCUUCGACACUCGGUGCGCCUACUGCGGGAAGGUAGAGAAGUUAUAUUUCCCUUUCCCUCUCCGCAGCCUCCUUCCGCGACAUUACAUCUUCGCUGAAGGACACCACUGCAUCCGACGACUGCACUGCCGACCAUUCCACAGUGUCAGGUCGUCACCGAUCUCCAAUAUGAGAGCGCGACGUGACUCAUGCCAAGCAACGCACUGCGUAAGAGUUUGCAUGCCGUAUCCUCCUCAAUGGACGCAGUGAUGGCACCGAGCGUCUGACUCCCAGCCUACGCUAUACAGGAACUUCCCGAAACACCCAUGCCCCGAGAGUACUUGCGUCACUUGGAACGACAGGUAGCCGUGCUUUCUCCCGAGCCAGUCGUGGACUACUGGCCCAACCGUCACGAUGGAGUUGAGCCCAGCAGUAGAGCAUUGAAGCCUCUACGGCCAUUCCGCCCCUAACACCUGCCGAAGGUCCGACCGAUGCGAUGCUAUCUGCCGUUGCAUUAGUCGGACACCCCGUUCCUGCUGUUCUUUACGCCACAGAUACAGUGACGCGAGUACUUUCACUUCAAAGUCCCAGGGCAGAGAUCCAGCCAGUACACAAGCUGCCUCCUAGAAAACCGUGCGAUAACCCCUUAUAUGACUGUAACAGCCAUCGCCUUUUGCGCCCAUAUCGGGGCGUCAUACAUGGUCAUAUAUCGCACGAUUGUCUCGUAGAGUCGCCUACAGGCGGUGCUCGGGCCUCUUUAUGCGCAACUUAUGCGCCAGCCGCUGUAAUUGAGGACAGAAGUCCCAACGGCUAUCGAGUACCAAUCUUAAGUACUUUAUGGUGGAUUUGACAGCUAUUCAGGUCCCACUGACCGCUAUAUGAGACUCCAGCGGUGGUACGCGUCGAGGGUCAUGGAACGUAAUGGCCUCCAAUUUGUUGAGGGCCACUAUAUCAGACCCAGGCGCCAGAUGCGGCUCAUCACCUGUGACACCGCAGCCGUGGCUAACAUCGCUGCCUCCCUAUAGGCUCCCACGGGCGGUGACUAACGUGUCGUCUUUGUAACACGUAAGGUCGGCGCCCAACGGAAGCUCCCCUCUCGACACCCAGUCGUACCCGACGUUCCACAAGAAAGGCCCCAAUACUGAGCCCUGUGGAACACCACAAGUGAUGGCGCAUCGAUGUACGCCAGUACGCCAUCAUGUCCCCACUAGGUGACACACCUGCCAUCUAGGUUAGGUAACAUUCUACUGUGUGACGGAGGUAGGAAGGCACGCGGUGAUAAAAAUAAUCUAUAUCUAGUUUAAAUUGUGCCAAUUCUCUGUACAAAGGAGACGCAAUUUUAUAGGAUUGUAAUUGUUACUUGUAAUCAAUUUAAUAAAACAUUAAUUGAUGCAGAAAAAUAACAAAUUUUUAAUAAAAAAUAACUAUCAUUGUUCAAGAGAUACUUUGCAUUGGUUAUUUUUCUUGUAUCAGAAAUCGCGCUAUCACCAACAUCUAGCUUUAUUAGCUUUGUUUGUUAUAUUGUAAACAUGUCAUUUUUAUCGCUACGCACUAUAGCACUUUCAAACAAGCACUGCAAAUGCACCCUGCCGCCAUUUUACAUAUUUUCAUGACAGGGCUAACCUUGAUAUAUUAUUAAUUCUGUUACAUCCAAAAAUAACAUUUUUCGAAGGCUAUAUCAUAACUUUUAAGACCCAAAAAGGCAAUUUCUUGGAGCCUAUAUGAUCAUUUUGGAAACAAUCACCUUCGAUCUUUAAUCCUUCCCUGUCCAUAAAUUGUAUGAAUAAAAAAAUUGUGACUGAACCAAUGCAAUAUAAAGCUGUACGUAUGUAUGUACAGUUUAAUGAAAUAAAAAGCAAUGGAAAGCGGGAGCUUUAAACUAGUUUUAAAGUAUCGCUGUUUUGUUGAAAGAUUCGUAAAGUAAAGAAUCGAAGUUUAUUGUUAUAUAUGGUAACUUUUGGGAAUUAAUUCAAAAUACCGGUUUGAAGAAUGGUUAAUCUCUUAUUUACCGGUAUUUUUGAUUAAUUUACACCCGUACUCGGAUAUGUUUAAUGGUUACUUAAAUUAUUACUUAAUGACGAUUUUGUUCCGAAAACAAUUACUAAGGACUGUGGUACCGAGUAAGUGACUAUUAAAUGAUUCUGAGUACGGCGGUUAGGUAUGUCGCACGGUAGUAGUUAUACAAACUUUUGGAAAUUUUAAACUUGAAAGAUAAUGUAAACGUGUUUUGGAUUCACGUGGUAACAGUGUCACGAUGCAUAGGAAUGUCAGGAGUCGUGGUUUAUUAAGAUAACUUGUGUUUUGUAACAACUGCUUAAAACUUUGACUCGUAACAACAAAUUAGAAGAAUAUAAGAGAACAAAUACAUGUAAAUUUUAAUAAUCCACAUUCCUGAUUGUUUAGUAUAAAGAAAUUAAGUUCAAAUUGAACAUCGACUUCAAACAAUACGAUGUUAAUACUCAUUUUGGUACUGUUUUCGCGUGAUACAAUCGAAAUGAUAUAUAUAAAAAAAAACGUUUAAAUAAAAUCAAAUUGGCAUUGAAUCAAAUAGAACACAGUAUAUGAUAGGUAAUGGAAUUUUUAAAAGAACUAAUUAAAAGGUAUCGCUCGCGCUAUCCAUGUGUAUUGAAUAUAAUAUGUCUGUAUUUAUUGAAGAGAUACAAGAUAGAUGUAUAGAUUCAAUUACAUCAAGCUCCAAAGUCAAGGUAAAUUGUCCAAAAAGCGCGAGCGACAUAAAUCUAUUCAGCGUUGUAGUAAAUUGUAAAGAAAUGACAAAACUAUGAAAGUUAAAUUAAAAAGUUGUUAUAAAAAAUUAAAAAUAUAUGAAAUUAGGGAUGAAAUGUUGUUACGAAUUCUUCAAAUCGCUUCGCUUCUUGCAUUUUUAUAGAAUUUCGUCAAUUGAUACUUCGCUAAACGAUGAUCUACACUUUUUCUAUCGAUUAGGCGAAUGUGGACUUCAUGGACAGUAGCGGAGAUGUCUAUUAUUCAAUAUCAACAUUCUUGUCAUGGUUUUACAUACCUAAUAUUAUAAUCAAACUUGCUAUAUUCUCGCAAAAGUCAUAGAAUAUAAAAUACUAUAAUCUGUAUGUCAAAUAUUAUAAUAAUUAUAUCAAAACAAUAUAAUAAAUAAUAAAAUAUAAUUAAUAUUUAUCUACAUAAUAAGCAAAACGUGCGUGAAGUUUGUUUAAGUAGAAUUCGGGUGUGUUUUUAAUCAAAUAUAUUUAAAAAUAAAUUAAUAUUGUUAUAAAAAUCAAUUGGUGAUAUUAUAUGCUUAUUUAUUAUAUUUUAUGACAAAUUCAUACGCUUGUUGAUGCAAAAAUAAUUUUAUUAUGAUGUUACAGAAUUAAAAUAAUAAUGAAAUUAUUUAUUUUGAAUGAAAAUAUUUGAUUUCACAUAUAGAAGGAGAGACGUAUAAAUGCUGUUAUUAAUAUAAAAUGAAAUAUCUGAUAUUAAAUAGUAGUUGAAACCGUUAAUAUUUUUCUGGUCGAAUAUAUAAUGUUGUGAAUCAAAAUAAAAUUAGACUUGAUAAGGACAUAAUUCUCCUUGUCGUAUAUAUUCGAAAUACGUCAAAUCAGUGUGACUAUAGAAUAAAAAUAUUAGGUACUUAUAUACAAAGAACUAUACUCCGUAUUAAGAAGCUAUUCAUGUUUUUGUUGUAUAUAAUGACUUUGUGGAAUAGUUAAUAUGAAAUCUUGUCAUGAUUUGACCGACAGUUAAUGAAUUGGAUAUAAACAAAGCUUGCUUACAUUCAUUUCAUUAUAAACGUUAUUCUCAAUUGCUAUUAAGUCACAUUUCGCUUGCACUUAGUUAUUAUUAAUGUUAAAGAAUAUGCAUUUAAGCGAUUUGUGUUUGUGUGUACUAUGAAAACAGUUGAAUGAUUCUGAUCAUUUCUAUGUCUAAUUUAAUGUAUGAAUAAUGUAAUAAAACUGAUCUUUGUGUGACACCGUAUAUGCGAUGUGAUUGUAAGGUUAUUAUAUGUAUAAUGUAGAUACAGGCUGUUUAUUGUAAACUGAAGACGAACAAUCGAACAGCCUGUAUUGGUCCAUAAACACAAUAUUAUUACGUAUAUAUUAUAGCUAAUUUUGGUUAAUUUCAUUUCCUACAAACAUUAAUUUGAUAAUAUACAUUAUGUCUCAAAUUUUCUUCACCUGUAGGCCUAAUACUUAAUCUAUGAACCGACCGAUUUUAAGGGAUAUAUGUCUAUAAUAAUUAGAAUUACUGUUGUAUAAAAAAUACAUAUUUUGUCAAAAAUAUUUGUAUAACUGUCCACAUGAUUCUAUAUUCUCGUAUGGUCAACGUUUUACUGUAUUGUGAUGUGGGUGUGGGUACGGCUUGCGUGCGAAUGUCGGUCUGGCGUUUACCUCUUGGUCUAUUACUUGCAAAGGCUUUUACCCUUGCGUUAUACAUUCCCAUGUACAUUUGACGUGAACUGUACCCUCACACAAUUUAGCUAUGAAUCCCUUAAAUAAGUCGUGUUAAGCAGUGCUCUUCUAUCGCAAAAUUUGUGUUGUGUGUUUUAUGUAGCGCAUAAUAAGAUACAUUUUUAAAUGUCCUAUUGUUAAACAAUCCGAGCGUCUUGAUGAUCGUCUGUCAAUUUGAACAACGCACAUUCCAUUGUCUAUGAUUAAAUUAAAAAGUCGUAGCUGUAAUAAAAAUUAGAGUAUUGGGUCAGUAUAUUGUGACCUACGAACUUAUCUGGACCCCUUUACUACAUAGUAAUUUAUUAUAACGUGAUUCAAAGGAUGAACCUGACAUUUUUGAGAAUUUAUAAAAGUACACAAAGAAGACGUUGCCCCAUGAAUUUUGAACUUGCUACACAUUUAUUAGGGUAAGUCGCGUUAUAUAGAACACAUACGCAUACAAUGCUUCUAUUGAUAUAUAUAGUGUAUAAGUAUAUAACUUAUUGUUAUAUCAAAUCAAUGUAGUGAGAUCUAGUGAUAUAAGUGUUAGCGCGUCUACUAAUAGUGAUUUAUCGAACUCUAGAUAUUCCAUUCAAGCUCAAGAUCCUUAGGAACGUGCUUAUAUACUUACUUAUUAUUAGAUUUCCUAUAAGUUUUAUUUUAAUGUUAUUUUCAACCUUGUAUAGUUCCCUGAGUUCGUUAUUUUGUAUAAAAUGUAUUUUGUUUCGUAAUUUCUGUUAAUAUUGUAUUCAGAUAGUAAAUUAUUGUUGGAAGGUAUUGUUAUUGAAUGCACUGCCGAUUAGAAUAGACCUCUUUGGAAAUACAAAAGUUUAUGAAAUUAAUUGCUUGUAGGAUAUGUUGAUCAUGGACGACGUUGAUGUUUUCAAAUUAUAUUCUCAAAAGUUAUAUUGAUAGUCUAUGGAUGUACUUAAUUACCAGUCUUUGGUUUUGCUAAUUGGCAGUGUAUAGGAUUAAGUCGUUUAUUAACUACGAAAUUACGAGAGAAGAAAUAUUGUGAAACAUUUUAAAUCCACUUUAAGAUUAUUAGUAUGUGGAUUUAAAUUCAAGCAGAAUCGUAUAAUGAUUAUGAAUAAUUAGUAGUGUUAAUUAAGAUUUGAAGACGGGGCUUCCACAUGUUGCCAGUGAGACGGGAAGUCUGGUAAAUUAAUGUUAAAAUUAUAUAUUAUACGCACAAUUUAUAUGUGUAUGUUGCUUUUUAGACCCUAUGGCGAUACCAUACCGUCUAUUUUACUGUGUCCAUGCGUUAAAAAUGUUAUUUCUCGUAAUUUCGUAGGAAAUGUCCAAAAGACAAGUUUUCUUAUAUUGAAGUAAGAUUGUUUGGUAUGAAUUAAAUAAAUGUGAACUUAAUCAAUC